UCGGAAUCUGCUGCGGCUCGCCUGAGUUUUGUGGUGGCUUGUGUUGUGGGAGGGGGGCAGCGUGUAUGUGUCAGAGGCAGCAGCAGCGGCCACAUCAGGGGGAGCCGGGGCGAAAGAGGGACCGCUAAGCCGGAAUCAUGUAUCUCACCAUUAGGAUUGCGAGCAGGGAGUGGUGUGGAAAUUGUGCAACAUGCAGAUAAGAUCCCGGUUUCCUAACGCCCUCUCCAGAAGAAAGAGCGAGCUUGCCCUGGGCAGGAGGGAGAGGAGAAAGCCAGCAUGAAGGUUGAAGGAGAUCAUUUCCACGGCCAGUGCUAGAGGGAGACCUAGAUCUGUGCAACUCGCUUCCCCGUGGCUGUUUUGUUUGGGGCGGGGGGGACACCGGAUCGGGCUCAGCCAGGGAGGAGGGGAAGGUGUGUGGGGGAAGGGGGGGCGGCGAAGGAAUAACGGAGAGAGAGGCUGUGCGGUGCAUUGCACACAGACUGAGCGAGGGAAAGAGCCGGAAGAAUCGCCCCUCUCCGAGGAAGGGCCAUCGCCAUGGGCAAUGCAGGGAGCAUGGAUUCUCAGCAGACGGACUUCAGGGCUCACAACAUGCCUCUCAAGCUGCCAAUGCCCGAGCCAGGUGAACUGGAGGAGAGAUUUGCCGUCGUCCUGAAUGCAAUGAACUUGCCACCCGACAAAGCCAGGUUACUUCGGCAGUAUGACAAUGAGAAGAAAUGGGAGUUGAUCUGUGAUCAGGAAAGAUUUCAAGUGAAGAAUCCUCCACAUACAUAUAUCCAGAAAUUAAAGGGCUAUCUCGAUCCAGCAGUAACCAGGAAGAAAUUCAGAAGACGAGUCCAAGAAUCUACGCAAGUACUACGAGAACUGGAAAUUUCUUUAAGAACAAAUCAUAUUGGAUGGGUCAGGGAGUUUUUGAAUGAAGAAAACAAAGGCCUGGAUGUUCUGGUGGAAUAUUUGUCAUUUGCACAGUACGCAGUCACUUUUGACUUUGAAAGCUUGGAGAACAAUGUGGAAAACUCAAUGGAUAAAUCCAAACCUUGGAGCCGUUCCAUUGAAGACCUGCAUAGAGGAAGUAACUUACCCUCGCCAGUUGGCAAUAGCAUUUCCCGCUCUGGCAGGCAUUCUACUCUACGAUCGGUUUCUCUGCCUGAACAACUUCAGUUCAAACGCCGCCAGAGCUGCUUUUCACCCAACUGUCUCUGGAGCGGCUUCAGUUUACACUCUGCUGGUGAGGCUUCAAGCCGGAAAAUCUCAUAUAAUACCUUGCCGAGCAGAAGAACACUAAAAAAUUCAAGAUUAGUGAGUAAAAAAGACGAUGUUCAUGUCUGCAUCAUGUGUUUACGUGCCAUAAUGAAUUACCAGUAUGGAUUCAAUAUGGUCAUGUCACAUCCACAUGCUGUUAAUGAAAUUGCACUAAGCCUGAACAACAAGAAUCCCAGAACAAAAGCCCUUGUCUUAGAACUGUUAGCAGCUGUUUGUCUUGUCAGAGGAGGGCACGAAAUUAUUUUAUCUGCAUUCGAUAACUUUAAGGAGGUUUGUGGAGAGAAACAGCGCUUUGAGAAGCUGAUGGAACACUUCCGAAAUGAAGACAACAAUAUAGACUUCAUGGUGGCAUGUAUGCAGUUCAUCAACAUUGUAGUCCAUUCAGUAGAGGACAUGAAUUUCAGAGUUCAUCUCCAGUAUGAAUUUACGAAAUUAGGCCUGGACGAAUAUUUGGAUAAGCUGAAACACACAGAGAGUGACAAACUGCAGGUGCAGAUUCAAGCUUACUUGGACAAUGUGUUUGAUGUGGGAGCUUUGCUUGAAGAUGCCGAAACCAAAAACGCAGCCUUGGAAAGAGUUGAAGAACUGGAAGAAAAUAUUUCUCAUCUAUCGGAAAAACUGCAAGACACAGAGAAUGAAGCUAUGGCAAAGAUUGUGGAACUGGAAAAGCAGCUUAUGCAGAGAAACAAAGAACUGGAUGUUGUUCGAGAAAUUUACAAAGAUGCAAAUACCCAGGUUCACACGUUGAGAAAAAUGGUCAAAGAAAAAGAGGAAGCCAUCCAGCGACAGUCAACCCUGGAGAAAAAAAUCCAUGAACUGGAAAAGCAAGGGACUAUUAAAAUUCAGAAGAAAGGUGAUGGUGACAUCUCUAUUCUUCCUGUUGCUGUGGCCUCUGGGACACUGCCAUCAGGGUCAGAAGCUACAGCUGGCACAUGUGUGGGACCAGUGACUAGGGCUAUGCCUUCAGUACCAUUGCCGCCACCUCCACCCCCAUUGCCGCCAUUACCACCAACAUCUGAGACAGUGCAAAACGGUCCUGUGACAGCACCUAUGCCACCUCCACCUCCGCCUCCACCACCACCUCCCCCUCUUCCUGGUCCAGCUGCAGAGACAGCCCCAGCUCCUCCACUGCCUCCCCCACCACCACCAUCAGCACCCCCUCUGCCAGGAACAGCCUCUCCCACAGUGAUUUUCAACUCAGGAUUAGCAGAUGGGCCAAUCAAGCUUUUCUCUGUGAAAAUCAAGAAGCCAAUCAAGACAAAGUUCCGCAUGCCUGUCUUUAACUGGGUGGCGCUCAAACCCAAUCAAAUUAAUGGGACAGUCUUCAAUGAAAUCGAUGAUGAAAGGAUCCUGGAGGAUUUAAAUGUGGAUGAAUUUGAAGAAAUAUUCAAGACAAAAGCUCAAGGUCCAGCCAUUGAUCUUACUUCAAGCAAACAAAAGAUAACUCAAAAAGGGUCAAACAAAGUCACAUUAUUGGAAGCAAACAGGGCCAAAAAUCUUGCCAUCACUUUAAGAAAAGCUGGAAAGACUGCAGAUGAGAUAUGCAAAGCUAUUCAGGUAUUUGACCUGAAGACGUUGCCAGUAGAUUUUGUCGAAUGUUUGAUGCGAUUCUUGCCCACUGAGAACGAAGUGAAAGUCUUACGGCUCUAUGAGCGGGAGAGGAAACCUCUCGAGAACCUGACUGAUGAAGAUCGGUUCAUGAUGCAGUUCAGUAAGAUUGAAAGGCUGAUGCAGAAGAUGACCAUCAUGGCCUUCAUUGGCAACUUUGCAGAAAGCAUCCAAAUGCUGACACCGCAACUCCAUGCAGUAAUAGCAGCAUCUGUCUCAAUAAAGUCAUCCCAAAAGCUCAAGAAAAUACUGGAGAUAAUCUUGGCUCUUGGUAACUAUAUGAACAGCAGUAAAAGAGGAGCAGUUUAUGGGUUUAAACUACAGAGUUUAGAUCUGCUGUUAGACACAAAGUCAACGGACAGAAAACAAACGCUGUUGCACUAUAUAUCCAAUGUUGUGAAAGAGAAGUAUCACCAAGUGUCCCUCUUUUACAAUGAACUUCAUUAUGUGGAGAAAGCUGCUGCAGUGUCCCUUGAAAAUGUCCUGUUGGAUGUCAAGGAGCUCCAGCGAGGCCUGGACCUGACAAAGCGGGAAUACACCAUGCACGACCACAAUACAAUGCUGAAGGAAUUUAUUCAUAACAAUGAAGGAAAACUAAAGAAACUGCAGGAUGAUGCAAAAAUAGCCCAGGAUGCCUUUGAUGAUGCUGUGAAAUAUUUUGGGGAGAAUCCCAAGACAACGCCCCCAUCCGUCUUUUUCCCAGUCUUUGUCCGAUUUGUGAAAGCCUACAAGCAAGCAGAAGAGGAGAAUGAGUUGAGAAAGAAGCAGGAACAGGCACUCAUGGAAAAACUUCUGGAGCAAGAAGCAUUGAUGGAGCAACAGGACCAAAAGUCUCCUUCACAUAAAACAAAGAGACAGCAACAAGAGCUAAUUGCAGAGCUACGCCGACGACAAGUCAAGGAUAACAGACAUGUGUAUGAGGGGAAAGAUGGAGCAAUUGAAGACAUUAUAACAGCCCUAAAGAAGAAUAAUAUCACUAAAUUUCCAAAUGUUCACUCGAGGAUCUUAGAAACCAGCCAUACAGACGAGCCGAUGCGGUAAGGAGAAGCGUUAGGCGACGCUUUGAUGAUCAGAACUUGCGCUCUGUAAAUGGUGCUGAAAUAACCAUGUGAGCUGGAGAUUUGCAUGUGAAAAGUAGAGCGUGUGCUUGAAUGAUACCUUGUCCAUGUGAACUAUAUGUGCUACCAUUUAAUUAUAGCCUUGAAUACAGUAAAAUUACCUUCUAAAGGGCUCAAAAAGACAUAGAAAAUGCAUAGGAACAUAAAAGUGAUGGGCUGUCUACUCAACCAUAGCUAACAAGUGCCUAAAAUUGAAGUACCUGCUCAAAUUAAUCAAAGCAAUAGGACUUGAUUUGAUUGGGUAUCUUUUUACACCAACACAUUCAGUAUUUUUAACCAAAAUGUAAAUUACAUGAUUUUUUUUUUUGUUACAUGAAAUUUAGUGAUUGGUCUUCAGUGGCCCUUACUGAUAUCCUGACAGGUUGUAAAUAAGUAAUACUUGGAUGCAAUCUGCUGUGGACUUAAGCUUUUCAAUGCAUUCCUGUCCUGUCUGCUAAGGAAUUAACCUUGAGCUUCAACUGCACUUAGCUUUUUAUAUAUAUAUAUUUAAAGGCUUACCAUGUGCAAGGGGGAAGUAAUUACAAAAUGAAAUGUACCUUUCAGCCAUACACAAACCCCAGACUAAUACAAAUAAGAUGUGUUAAAGACAUAAUUCAGUGAACACACAGUUCAUAUCAAAUGAACAUGAACUAUUCUUCAUGUUCUGAUUCCGCUUUUUAUAUGCCAGUGUGCAAUCUGGGAUAAGCAGUGAGGGUAUGAAUGCAUUGCAAAGAUCAGUGAAACAAGAACGUUGUAUAAGACUCAUUUACUAUGUUCUUCAGAUAGAGGCAGCUUUUGAAUAACAUGUAUUUAUUAAUUAGGACUAAGAUAUUAACAUCUCAUUAAUCAGUAUUAGGAUUUCUGAUGACCAUUAUGGUUCAGUUAUUAACUCAGUGAAAUCAUCUUGUACCCUGCUGAGAGAGGAUUUUAAUACCCCAUCCAUAAGCUUUAAACUUGCAUCUGCAUUGAGCAAGAAUGGUAACCCAGUAAUUAUGUUUUUCCUUUGACAAUCGAGUUCUGAUCACUUAAUACAAAGGGACAUUUGUUGUUCAAAUGAAUCCCAACUUCUAAAUUCUUAGUUAUUUUAUAUACUGCAUUUUACACUUUAAAAUUGAGCUUAUUUUAUUAGGCUUGGCAAUAUUUUAAAUAUAAACAGUGCUACUGGUGCAGAUCAAUUUAUUGUUAUAAUGGAAUUUUAUUUUAUCCUACAAUGGCAGGGCACUUGAUCUAUUCCAAAGUCAAGAACUGGACUGAUGCUAAAUUUGUACUUUCAAGAAGAUACAUUUUGCUUGUGGCUUACCAUUCCUGGUAGCAUUGCAUCAAUAUGUUAAUUGUAAAAUUUAUUGUAUAGUAUUUAACCACUGAAUUUCUUUUCUUUUAUGUUGUGCUUUAUGUGAACCACUGGUGAAGGUCCCAUUUUCCUUGAAUAAUGUGUAGUUACAUGAAUCUGUUUUUAAAUGUACAGAUAUUUUGCUACAAAAUUGGUGCAGUUUUUUAUGGUUUUUACACUUCUCUUUAAUUCCCACUUUAGUCUCUGGGUAAUAUUGUAAAUAUUGUUUAAAAAAUGCAUCAGCCUGUGCUAUACAAUCUGAAUGUUAUUUUAACUUAUAGUUUUGUUUUUUAUAUUUAACUAAAUGGACAUUUUGGGGCUCAAAGUUACCACAUUGACUUCGCUUCCCUAUUUACAGAAAGUUUACAUUAAAACUGCCACGUAUUGUCUCAUUUACAGCAACGUGUACUUGAUAUGCAAAAGAGAACAUGCCAAGAUUGCCUCUUUCUUCACUGACAGUGACAAAAGAGUUUUAAUCUGUAUAAGAAAGAAUCAUUUGGCAACCUAACUUAAGUACAUUUAUUAGUCAAAUGGGUCAAACUCGUAAGCUCAAAAGCAUUUUAUAACUUAACUCUAGACAGCAAAUAAUAUUACCAUGCAAGUGGACUGUAAUAUUGGCAUGUUCUCUUUGAUGUUUUUCUAGUAAUAGACCUGCUUCUUAGCAAUAUUAGAAGUGUUUUAUAAAAGCAGUUCAUGUUACUUUUCUGGUCUGUUCAUGGCAUAUGAUCAAAUAAACUAUUUACACUACUAUACAGUAA
Gopherus flavomarginatus (Mexican gopher tortoise) is the source of this 6053-nucleotide messenger RNA. It is a transcript of the gene FMNL2, whose product is annotated as formin like 2. The coding region runs from base 535 to 3909 and encodes 1124 amino acids. Gene Ontology annotation, molecular function: actin filament binding; small GTPase binding. The record is from RefSeq and is a predicted model, not a curated record. NCBI's taxonomy places the organism in Eukaryota, Metazoa, Chordata, Testudines, Testudinidae. Gene Ontology annotation, biological process: regulation of cell shape; cortical actin cytoskeleton organization; cell migration. The transcript has 29 exons. Gene Ontology annotation, cellular component: cytosol.